UUUAGAUGCCUUAUGAGCAAGAAUUUUGUUUCAAGCUUCAUUUGACAAACCAAGUACAAGGUAUGGAGUGUCUGUUUUGAUAAAGGAUUGGCAUGCUAUAUGAUUUUCUGAUUUUGGUGCAGUACAGGAUGGCAAUCUGAGGGUUUUCAAGUGGCCUAGCAUGAAAAUUAUUCUCAAUGAGACUAAGGCUUAUUCAACAGUAAAAGACUUACAUUUCAGCUCUGAUGGUAAACUGCUUGUCUCUUUAGGAAGUGGUGGCCCGUGCAGAGUUUGGGAUGUUUCCUUAUCAACGGUCCUAACUUCCAUGUCAAGUAAAAAUGGUGAGGUUUUUAGCUCUUGCAGAUUUUCUCGAUUUAACGAUAGGACCCAUGUCUUGUAUAUUGCUGCCAUGACAGACAAAGGCGGGAGCAUUCUGACAUUGGAUGCAAAAACUGGGGCAAGGAUUGGUUCGAAGCAUAUUAUUCGUGAUGCAAUCUCUGCAUUUAAUGUCUCAACUGAUGGAAAGUUAGUUGCAUGUGGAACACCUUCAGGAGACAUUGUGAUCGUGAAUUCGACAAAUAUGCAGAUUCUUUCAAUCAUUAAAAAGGCUCACCUUGGCAUAGUAACUGCGUUAGCUUUCUCCAACGAUUCAAGGGUGUUGGCUUCUGUAUCCUUUGAUUCAAGUGCAAGGGUUACUGUAAUUGAGGAGAAGCAGAAAAGUGGAGGAUUGAGCUUAUGGAUUGCUGUACUCAUCAUCAUACUCGCAAUAGCUGCCUACUUCCUGAGACCUCAAGGCAUUGACAAGUUGGGGUUAUCUUUUCUUCGAAAUUGACCUGUAAUGUUAGCUAAAAAGGUCUGUAAAUGUAACAGCAUGGUUUCUAUGCAUGUUUGAUUUUGGGGAUGUAGAUAUCUUUUUGAGUUCACAUCAUAUUGAGUGAUGUACUUCAGAACUCCCUUAACUUGUUUAUAGGUAAUAACAUAAUCAGAAUUAUCACUUACAAUUGUUAAA
Messenger RNA from Neltuma alba, 988 nucleotides. RefSeq names its product SEC12-like protein 2. Gene Ontology annotation, molecular function: protein binding; guanyl-nucleotide exchange factor activity. The record is from RefSeq and is a predicted model, not a curated record. The coding region runs from base 161 to 811 and encodes 216 amino acids. Lineage: Eukaryota; Viridiplantae; Streptophyta; Magnoliopsida; Fabales; Fabaceae. Gene Ontology annotation, cellular component: endoplasmic reticulum membrane. Gene Ontology annotation, biological process: endoplasmic reticulum to Golgi vesicle-mediated transport. The transcript is spliced from 7 exons.